Molecule: messenger RNA, 714 nt
Organism: Clonostachys rhizophaga
Lineage: Eukaryota; Fungi; Ascomycota; Sordariomycetes; Hypocreales; Bionectriaceae
Source: the annotation of a GenBank genome assembly
AUGAGCGCUGAUAAUCUCAAAGCGGGCGACUCGAUUGAUUUCGAGUCAAUGAAAGCCUCGAUCAAUUUUGAUAAUUUCCUAUCGGCCGGUGCCAUCGAUACCAAAGCCCAGGCUCUCCUUCGUCCCAACUCGAAGUUGGAGCACGCGCUCACAAACUCCGCUGCCAAGGGCCUGCCGCCUAUCAGUGUCCUGCCUCUUGCAGGCCAAUAUCUCUCAAUUCUCACAAAGCUCAUUGGCGCAAAGAACGUACUCGAGAUUGGCACUCUGGGCGGCUACUCCUCCAUCCGCUUCGCCGAAGCGGGCGCCAAAGUGACGAGUGUGGAGAUGAACCUGAAGCAUCACGAGGUUGCUGUGGAGAAUGUUCAAGGGCUUGACGUUGACGUGAUUCUGGGUUCUGCCCUUGAAGUUCUCCCGAAACUUGCAGAAGAAGGGAGGAAAUUCGAUUUGGUAUUUAUCGACGCAGAUUGGGAUCACCACUGGGAGUAUUUCGACUGGGCUGUGAAACUUACGCGACCUAAUGGAUGCGUAUAUUUGGAUGACGUUAUACCACCACUCUUCAAAUCAGGCAAAGUGGAGGAUGAAGCAGCAUCAGUUUUCACAAAGAUCGGGCAGGAUGAGCGAGUGGAAGCUACGCUUGUGCCGCUUGUUGCUACUCACCCUCUCGUUCCGACACCUGUCUUCAAUGGUUAUGUUCUAGCCCGUGUGAAGGAGUGA